Ipomoea nil (Japanese morning glory) is the source of this 5631-nucleotide messenger RNA. RefSeq names its product putative late blight resistance protein homolog R1B-8. Gene Ontology annotation, biological process: defense response to other organism. The record is from RefSeq and is a predicted model, not a curated record. NCBI's taxonomy places the organism in Eukaryota, Viridiplantae, Streptophyta, Magnoliopsida, Solanales, Convolvulaceae. The transcript has 5 exons. Gene Ontology annotation, molecular function: ADP binding. Bases 243 to 5279 code for a protein of 1678 amino acids.
UUCUCUCAUUCCCACCACCAUUCAUUCUUUUAUCUCUUUCUCUUCGCCACUCUCCCUUUUUCUUCACUAUGUCCUCUAGUUCUGUAUGAUGAGUUUAGUUGGUAGUAAAGAUAGGGCCGGUGUUUCUAUGAGGGGCAAUCGAGAUAUGUUGGUGGCCAGUGAGACUCUCGAAAAGUUUUCAUGUCACUGCGCUUUUCAUCAGUUGUUUUGUUUAAUGUAGGGAGAGAGACAGACAGAGAGCAAUGGUGAGAGUGUUGGACAAUGUGGUAGAGGAUGUGGCUUCCAAGGCAGUAUACAAGCUGGUCCAAACUGUAGCGGCCAAUGUAGACCUGGUUCGUGGCAUAGGUUCUGCGAUACAGGAUCUAACCUCCGACAUUGAAACGUUUAACGCCCGCCUCGUGGAUGCUUCCAUGAACCCAAGGGCCAACCAACUCCAAGUUGUGAAAGUAGUAGUGAAAAAAUUCCGGGCCGUUGUGAAUGAAGCCCAGGAUGCAGUUGCCAAGUACAUUGCUUUGAACAAAAAGCAUGAAGACAAUGCUCUGGCGAAAUGUUUAGAUUUUAUUCCAUUUCCAGUUUGUGAAAAUACCAAUGUCUGUGCGAAUGAGAUCCGGGCCAUUAGAACAAAGGUGAAUGCACUUUUCCAAGUCCACGAAAAAGACCUUGUAUCCCUUGUGAGCUACAAAAACAAUGCACAAGACAACAGUGGCCUGAAACCUCUCCAGGAUCAACCAAUAGUUGAGGAAGAUUAUGUAAUAGGCUUUGAAGAUGAUUUGACGACUAUAAAGGCUCGUCUCACUGAACCAUCCAACAAUAUUGUUAUCAUCCCAAUUGUUGGGAUUCCUGGAACAGGAAAAACUACAUUUGCUUACCAGAUCUUUAAAGACCCCAACAUUCUCAACAAAUUCGUACAUCCCAUUUGGGUUCAUGUUUCACAAAGCUUUGAUAGGAGACAAAAGUUCAUCGAGAUUCUUUAUCAAAUUACCAAGUGUACAGAGGACUUUAGCAAGAUAAAUGAAGAUCAGUUGAAAAAAAGAAUAAAGGAUCUCUUAAAGGAUAAAAGAUACUUAAUUGUAUUGGACGAUAUAUGGGAAAAAAAGGAUUUGGAUUCUUUAAAAGUUGCAUUCCCUAACAACUCUCAAGGAAGCAGACUCUUGGUAACCACUCGAUUCCAUAAUGUGGUUGAUUCUAUUGGGAAACCCAAUAUUUUAGAACCGUUAGACCCUGAUGUAAGUUGGAGGAUACUGGAAAUGAAUAUUUUUAGAAAAGAGGGACGUUGUAAUGACUCAUUGAAAACUCUUGGGGAAGAAAUAGCAAAAAGAUGCAAUGGAUUACCACUUGCUCUAGUGGUGGUGGCUGGUAUCCUACGGAAAACUAGAAGUCAUACUGACUGGAAACGAGUGGCUGAAAAUCCUUUUCUUGAAAUUAAUCGAAAAGACCAAAGCUACCACAAACUUGUAUUGUUGAGUUAUAACCAUUUGCCUCAUGAGAAGUUGAGAGAUUGCUUCUUGUAUUUUGCAUAUUUUCCCAUGGGACAUGAGAUUGCUACUUCGAAGUUGAUUCAUUUGUGGAUUGCUGAAGAAUUCAUUCCGACUAUAGACGAAUGGGGAUACACUUUGGACUUGGAAGUUGAAGCCGAGAACUAUUUGAAGGAUCUUGUUGGUAGGAAUCUUGUGAUAGUAAUGCAAAAAAGAGCAGAUGGUCAAAUCAAAACAUGUCGCAUCCAUGACUCAUUGUAUGAAUUUUGCAAAAGUGAGGCUGGGAAGAAGAAUCUAUUCCACAUAAUGGAUGGAGGAAAAAGAUUAGAUGUGAAUACAACUUCGCUUCGUCGUCUUUGUUACCACUCCUCUACUCCCGACAUAUCUAAUGUGGAAAAGAAUCCAUCGUGUUAUUUCCUCAAUUACUACAGCAAAAAGAAGAGUCCAUAUCCAUCUGGUGAACAUGUCCAUUCUUUGUUGAUGUCAUCCUUGGAAAAGAGUGAGGUUCAAUUGAAUCAAGAGCAAUUAAGAACCAUCCCAAAUGCCUUCCCUCUUCUUAGGGUGUUGGAUAUUGAAUCCCUCAAGCUUAGCUCGUUGCCUGAUGAGCUCUUUAGCCUCUAUCUUCUCAAAUAUCUUGCUAUCACAACCAAUAUCAAAUUCCUCCCCAAAAGAUUCAAAAAUCUUCGUGAAUUGCAAACUCUUGUAUUUAAAACCAAUGAAAGUACACUAGAAAUUGAUGGAGGCAUAUGGAACAUGGAAAAACUAAGGCAUGUGCAUACUAACACUUCUACUCAAUUGCCAUCCCCUCAAAAAGAAAGCAAAAGUGUCUACAGAAAUACAGACAUCCGCACGCUUUCUACAAUAUCACCAGCAAGUUGUAGGAAAGAGAUUUUCAUUAAGACUCCCAAACUCCAAAAAUUGGGCGUUUGUGGGAACUUAGUAGAGCUUUUAGAAGAAAUGCAAGGAAUUUGUUUGUUCAACAAUCUUCAAAUGUUGGAUGUCCUUGAAAACUUGAAGCUCAGUGACCAGUCGGACAAAAUGCUAAAGGUCCCAAAGCUAGAAAUGUUUCCUCCUAAGCUAAGAAAGUUGACCUUGUCCAACACACAGUUUGAGUGGAAUGGUAUGAUAAUAUUGGGAUUGCUGGAGGAGCUUCAAGUGCUCAAGUUGGAUCAUAAUGCCUUCAUAGGGGAGCUUUGGAAUCUAAAGAAUAAUGUUGUCUUCAAACAACUCCAGUAUCUACGCAUUGGAAGAACGAAUCUGGUAACAUGGAAAGCUGAGAAGAAUAACUUUCCAGUUUUAGAAAAUCUAAUCCUCAGAAAUUGCUCUUACUUAGAAGAAAUCCCAUAUGCCUUUGUUGAUGUACAAAGCCUUACAGUCAUUGAAAUGUAUCAUGUCAGUGAAAAGGCAGUUCAUUUCGCAAGAGAGGUAUAUAACCUAAGACAAAGUAAGAAAGAUGCCACAACCAAAGGAUUCGACCUCUUCAUCACCUCUCUUCCAUCAGAAGCAACGCCUGCAACGGCACAUGCCGUGGAGAAUGUCAACACUAGUGGAUUCGACCUCCCUAGCUCCUCUAUUCUGCCACCACCAACUUUAAUAAAGAUGGCUCCAAUGGUAGAAGAAGAAAAUGUGGUGGGAUUUGAUAAUGAGGUGAAAAUUAUAAAGGACCGUCUCUAUAGAGAAUCAAUGAAAUUGACAGUUAUCUCAAUUGUGGGGAUGGUAGGAGUUGGCAAAACUACACUUGCCAAAAUGUUGUUUAAUGAUGGUGAUCUUCAGUAUGAGUUCUUCACUCGCCUUUGGGUUUAUGUUUCGAGAGUUUGUAACCGAAAGCAAAUAUUUCUUGACAUUUUGAGCCACUUCACUAAGAGAAUUAAAGACUUCUCUGAUAUGUCUGACGAGAACUUAGCUGAGCAAAUAAAAAGUUUUUUGGAGGGUGGGAAGUACUUCAUUGUAUUGGAUGAUGUGUGUACAAAGCAUGAUUGGGAGUGUUUGAAGAUUGCUUUUCCGGACAAUAGAAAAGGUAAUAGAAUCUUGGUAACUACUCGAUACCGUAGUGUGGCUUCACAUGUUGAUUCUACUGGUAUCCCUCAUCAACUAAAGUUUUUAAGAGAUAUUGAAUGUUGGGAGUUGAUAAAAAAGAAAGUUUUUGGAGAUGAAAGGUGUCUUGCUUCACUUGAAUCUAUUGGUAGGUCCAUAGCAAAAAAGUGUAAUGGACUGCCACUUGCAGUGGUGCUGAUCACCCCUGUCCUACGUGAAAAUAGGACACUUGCCGAGUGGGGACGCAUAGCAAAAGAUCCAUUUGCAAGCAUAGAUUACGAGAAUCAACACUACAAUCCACUACUCAUGGAAUUAAUGGAUUCUCAGUUGAAAGAUUGCUUCCUGUACCUUGCAGCUUUUCCUAUGAGACUUGAAAUUGAUGCUGGGAAGUUGAUUCGCUUGUGGAUGGCUGAAGGGUUCAUUCCAGAGGGGGAGUUGGAACACACCGCUGAGAAGUUUCUAAAUGAUUUUGUUCAUAGGAAUCUUCUCGUUGUAUCUAAAAGAAGAGCAGACGGUAGAAUUAAAACGGUGAGCAUCCAUGAAUUGUUGCAUGCAAUCUGCAUACGUGAAGCUGCUAAACAAAAUUUCAUCCGGGAAUUUGACGUGCUUGGAGGAGUGUCAAACAGUACAUUCACCAAAGGUUAUCGCCGCCUUUCGGUGCAUUCAUCUGUUUUGCAGGAUUUAUCAGAAAUAAUCAAGCCAUCAUCAAUCGAUGAACAAGUCCAGUCUUUCUUAUAUUUCUCUUCGGACACACUAGAGUUUCCCAAAGCGCCACUGGCAACCAUCCCCAACGCCUUUCCAAAUCUGAAGGUGUUGGAUAUCAGGUCCGUCGAAGUGCCAGUGCCUAAAGAGUUUUAUCGCCUGCAACAUCUUGCUUACCUUGGGAUCUCAGUUCAUUUCAAUCUCAAUCUCCUCCCAGUGGAAUUCGGAAGUCUUUGCCAGUUGCAGACACUUGUACUCCAUAGUACCACACAAAGUGCUCUUAAAAUUGAGGCAGACAUAUGGAGCAUGCCAAAGCUAAGGCAUGUUCUCAGUAAUACUCCAGUCCAUCUGCCCACUCCAAUUAGAAGAAGCACAAACAGCUCUGGAAGUGCACAUAUAAGGACGCUUUCUACCAUAUCCCCAGCAAGCUGCACAGGCGAAAUCCUAGAGAAGACCCCGAAUCUUCAGAAGCUGGGAAUUCGAGGGAAUAUAGUUGAGGUUAUGGAGAGCAAGAAAGGAACUUGUUUGUUCGACAAUCUUCAAAAGUUGAGGAAUCUUGAAAAUCUGAAGUUGCUGGGACAUACCGUCUAUGGUCAGGCUAGCGUUCUACGGAGCGUUCCUAGAGCUGACAAAUUCCCAAGAAGGUUAAGAAAGCUGACUUUUUCGAACACUUCAUUUGAGUGGAAGGACUUGUGUGUACUGGGGGCACUAAACGAGCUGGAAGUCCUCAAGUUGGAGGAAUAUGCGUUCAAGGGGGAGUCUUGGGAACUCAAAAACGUUGUUUUCAGAUGUCUCAAAUUCUUACGUAUUGGAAGGACCAAUUUAUCAUAUUGGACGACUUCCAAGAGUUGCUUUCCGGUGCUGAAAACGCUCAUCAUCAGGCACUGUGCUGGCCUCACAGCAGUCCCGUCUGACUUUGCUGAUGUGCAUAGCCUUGAGCUGUUGGAAUUAUUUUACACCAAUAAAGCGGCUGUGAACUCUGCCCGGGAUAUAGAAAUUCUAAAACAUGAAAGGGGAAAUGCACAUAGCCGUGGAUUUAAGCUCUCUAUCUAUCCUUCGAAUCAUUGAUUUCAUAUCUAUCUUAUGGGUGGCAUUUUGGUGGACGGCUUUUUCAAGGGGACUGUCGUGAACUCGGGUAGUGCAUCUGGUUCCAGUUGCUGGCAUCUGUUAUGGUGGCUUGAGUUUUGUGUUUUCCUUGUGCUUAGGCCUAUCCUAGGUCUUAUUAUAUUUGCUUGGUUUUUGUGCUUUGUAUUCUUAGCCUCUUAUAGGCAUUUUAUUUUGCUUGAGUAUCUUUGUUUAGACCUGCUAGGCCUUUUCUAGUUGAAAAGGGGGGCUGUACCCUUAGUUUUGCAAGGCUAAUGGUAUAUUUUUCUUGCUUCGGUGUUAAUGAGAGGUUUGAGUGUUUAACCCAACAAAAAAG